UCAACCAACCUCGACAAGAAUACUCCUGCUUGGGUGCUUCCUGCCAACCACCGCCAUUAGCAUCACUCACUGCCUCCCUCCCAAAAAAUCUUACCCGCUAAGAAAUGAAAUGAAAUUAAAAUUACAAAAAUCUCACUAUAAAUGAGGACAUAACACAUUUAAACACUGCACACGACAAUGCCAACAAACUCGCAGCAACAGUUUCACGCUUUCUACGAAGGAUGGAUCCAACGCAAACAGACUCUCCUCGACGAGCUUCUCACACUUUCCGACGCUCCCGACUCCCAACACAAACACAUCGCUCUCAUUGAAUCCGUUCUCUCCCACUACCAACAAUACUUCGAGCACAAAACACGCCUCCAAAACGACGACGUUUUGCUUCUCUUCUCUCCCACCUGGCUCUCCACCUACGAGCGAGCACUUCUGUGUGCGAUUGAGAGGGUCAGGGCGGAGACUAGGACCGGGGAGAGGGAGCUUUCUGCUGCAAUGGCGGCGUUUCAGGAGAGCGUGGCUAGUCCGCGCGUGUUGCAACGCGUUAGGAGAGUCGGGAGGUUGUUGGAUGGGGAGAUUGAUGAGCUUGAUGAGUCUAUGGGGGGGAUGAGGAACGCCGUGGGAGAGCUUUUUCAGAGAGCGGAUGAGUUGAGGGUGGCUACGGUUAGGAAGGUCGUGGCGGUUCUUUCUCCGCCGAAGACGGUUAGGUUUCUUGCCGCGGCCUUGGGGUUUCAGCUACGUGUCAGGCGGUGGGGGAUGGAAAGGGACCAGUCCCGUUGACGCCUUUGACUUUUUUUUUUUAAAAAUCUUUUUCUUAGAAGUAAAACGAAAACAAGUGCUCUGUGUUUUUUUCCUCACUCUGUUCUGCAGUGUGAGCUGUUUUUAUCAUGAUGAUAAUGAUUAUGAUUGUUAAUCAGAUACAUUUAUUUAUCAGUUCCACCAUAA
Arachis duranensis is the source of this 936-nucleotide messenger RNA. Its product is annotated as protein ZW2. The record is from RefSeq and is a predicted model, not a curated record. Gene Ontology annotation, biological process: DNA-templated transcription. Lineage: Eukaryota; Viridiplantae; Streptophyta; Magnoliopsida; Fabales; Fabaceae. Gene Ontology annotation, molecular function: sequence-specific DNA binding.